AUGAACCCUGUUAGCGUUGGGGAGUACCAUGGGCUACGAGUGGGCUCAGCCCUGCUCAGCAUUGUGGCGGGCUGCAUCAUCAUUGGUGUGUCCAGGGAGUGUGAUGCUGAUGCUAAUCGGAGCUUUUAUAUCAUUAAUCAAAUUAUUUAUGAUAUCUACUUUCCAGGCCUGCUCAUAUCCAUCUACCCCUUCAUAAAAGCCUGGCUGAAUAUCAAUCAUAUUCUUCCAUCCUUUGGAAACUUCCGAGUGCACCCCACACCCGCCAAUCCUGCUCCCGAUCAACCUGUAGAGACACUGAGAAGAGAAGGGACUCAGAGUCAAUUAAACCCGGAACGUUCUAAGAGUCGAAUGGGAAACUUUGUGGAAGGCGGACCGAUGGCUGAGACCAAUGCAGACGAGGGGACAUCUUCAGACAUGCCAGAUGUCUUAUCUAGACGGAAACUUAAGCAGUCACCGUCUGAUCAAGACCUACCAUGACGUCACCACAUGACCUGAGGAACCAGUUUUAUUCUGCUAGUCUUCUUCAUUAGAUCUCUUUCAAAUGUGGGACAAGAGACACGGAUUUGGAUCUUUGAUUGGUUGCUUUUUUCUGCGUAAUUGUCUGCUGAACUGCUGAACCUGUCCCGUUUGCUGUGAUGUCGUUCUUGUGUGGUCCAAUAAACAUCUCCAGAGAU
Messenger RNA from Scatophagus argus, 674 nucleotides. RefSeq names its product kinocilin (gene kncn). The transcript has 5 exons. The coding region runs from base 1 to 477 and encodes 158 amino acids. NCBI's taxonomy places the organism in Eukaryota, Metazoa, Chordata, Actinopteri, Scatophagidae. The record is from RefSeq and is a predicted model, not a curated record.